This is a messenger RNA of Verticillium nonalfalfae, 2880 nucleotides long. It is a transcript of the gene SPT20, whose product is annotated as Transcription factor spt20. Gene Ontology annotation, molecular function: transcription coregulator activity. The record is from RefSeq and is a predicted model, not a curated record. NCBI's taxonomy places the organism in Eukaryota, Fungi, Ascomycota, Sordariomycetes, Glomerellales, Plectosphaerellaceae. Gene Ontology annotation, cellular component: SAGA complex. Bases 1 to 2880 code for a protein of 959 amino acids. The transcript has 2 exons. Gene Ontology annotation, biological process: regulation of transcription by RNA polymerase II.
AUGGCGCCGAAAUCAUCACCAUCACCAUCUAUAUCUACAAAGAAACCGCCCAACUCCACUGGCGCUAAUGCCGCGGCGGCGCGCCCUACGAACAGAACGCGACGAGAGCCAUCUGCACAGCUCACUGGCCGUGUCUCGAGAAACAGCGCCGGAGUGCGCUCAGCUUCCAUGGCCAUUGAAAUGGCCUCGCUUCGAUCUGUCCAGCCGCCUCCAUAUAUCGUUACCGACAAGUAUAUUCUCAGCAAAUAUGCCGGGAACCCGCCGUCUUUAAUCCUCCACCUUCAUCCUAUGCACUUCCGCUUCGACCAGCAAGACGGCACAUUCUCCUACAAGUCGCCAAUGCGAAUCUUCCUCGAGCACCUUCGGACGAGAACUAUCCCACAUGAUCUACUUCAAGAUCUUACUCAAGAAGGAGUCGCGUUCUACGAAGGUCGUCUGAUUGUACAAGUCCACGACCACAAGACAGCAGCGCAGACAAGGGAUGUUCAGCGCCCAGCGUCAAAAGCCAAUGCUAUUAUUCCUCACUCAAUACAUAAUCACAACCCUUAUAUCACGCCCUCGCCGUAUGCGCCCUAUCCCAAAGAUGACCUGGGCACAGCAUCCGACCGGGCUGCGGAGCGAGAGCAUGACUCGAAGGAGAAGACGACAGAAGAUCGGGACAAAGAGAGCAUGCCUGCCCCAAGCCUACCCGGUGAGGGUCACAAGAGCAAGUUGCCAGCGCAACCUAGGAUAUUUACAGUUGUUCUACAUCCGACGCCGCAGAGUCUUCAGGCGGAUCUGAUGAUAAAAACCACCACCCCACAGAUGGCGACUGAUAUUCGCGGCAGCAUAGAUGGUGUUCCACCAACGCCGAUGUCGCUUGUACCGCCUACUCCUACUGGUUCGAGUAUGCCGCCACCUGCCAAGAAGCUAAAGAAAGAGCGCAUGGAACUGGAUGCCAGCAACAUUCUUGACGCGGAAGCGCAGAUUCUUCUCGCGACGAAUCCUGUACUCAACCUUGAACCGACCAAGGACGCCAGAGGAACCAUUCGCCUGCUGGAGAGCCUGGCCCACCCCAAACACAGCAACCCACCACCAGAGCCCAAAACGCGAAAGAGGACCGUUGCAGAGAUGGCCGCAGACGUCGCUUUCGCGGCCGAUAAGGAACGUUUCAUGCUGACGCUUGACGACAGGCUUUCCGCAGAUAGCGGAGGCGUGCAAUCGGGUGGGACUGGAGCUGACGGCGAGAACGAGGCCGUGACAUCUGCUUUUGAGCCUAACUUCGCACGGUUCAAAGUUAUUGCAGACAUCAAGCGCGAGCACGCCGAGAAGAAAGAGCAGGAGAAGAUUAAGGCUGCGGAGAACGAGAAGAAACUUGCGCUGCAAAGGCAGCAGCAGCAGCAACAGGCGCAGCAGGAGCAGCAGGCUGCUCUCCUAGCUGCACAGCGUCAACAGGCCGAGGAAGAAAAGGCUCGGCGCGAGCAGGCAGCCGCAGAGAAGCGCGCUCGCCAGCAGGAGGCUCAGAGACAAGCAGCUCUCGCGCAACGCAGCCAGACCGCAGCCAGCGCGAGCCAACAACAUGCACAGCUGGCGAAUGGAGGAAUGCCAAACAGUGUUGCUGUGCAAAACGGGGGAGUCCCCAACGGUAUACCUACGCAGGCCCAGGCUAGAUUCGCUCAAGUCGGCCAACCGCAAGUAUCCUCGCCGGUGGUUCGCCAAGGUACUCCUCACAGCAUGUCUUCGCCUAUGCCAGGCGCAGUGUCUAUGCAGCAGACCAACUCGAGUAUGGCGGCAAGCCCGCCGCGCCCUCCAUCUGUGGCUCAGGGCCACCCUGGAAACAUGGGUGGAGUGCCAAUGACGAACAGCAUGUCUCGAGCGAGCCAACAGAGCCAUCCGAACGGAACACCUCGAAUGCCUCAUGGCACGCCCAACAUGCAGGGCACGCCAGUGCCUCAGCGCGCCAUGGCUGCGACCCCACGCAUGACCCAGGCGAGCCCGCCGCCCAACAUGAUGGCCUCCAAUUCGCAGAUGGGUAUGAUGAUGGGAACGCCCAAUAUGCAACAGAUGCACCAGGACCCUAGCAUGGCUGCCGCUCAGAUCGCGCAACGCCAACGGGCCCUGCAGCAGGCUCAAUCUAUCCCUCACGGCAUGCAAAGCGGAAUGCAGAACGGCAUGAUGAACGGGAACUUCAAUAAUGGCCAGCAGAUGACGCAGCAGCAAAUGCAAAUGGAAAUGCAACGGCGAGCGAUACUGGCCCAACAGCAGCAGCAGCAAUUGCCACAACACCAGCGCGGCAACAUGGUCAACCAGCAGAUGGCGCAGCGUUAUGCGCAGCAGCUGAGCAAUAUGCAGCAAGGUAAUCACAUGGCAGGCGCGCAAAUGUCACCACAGCUCCAGGCCCAGAUGCAGGCACAGAUCCAGGCUCAGCAGCAGCAGCAGCAGAUGGCCGGCAAUCACAUGCAGCGACCCAUGAUGAACGCCCAAAAUGCCAUGAAUGGACAGGGAAUGAACAUGCAAGCCAUCAUGAUGCAGCAGCAACAGCAGCAGCAGCAGCAGGCACAGCAGCAACAAGCCCAGCAGCAGCAGCAGCAGCAAAACAACCUCAACCACUUUACAUCGCAGAUUCGGAUGCAAAGUCAAAUGCUAUACAACAAGGGGAUUCAGGACCUGGCGAACAAGUGGGGCGGCAUCGCAGAAAACAUCCCGGCCGAGCAACUGGAACAGUUCAAGAAGCACUGCCUCAUGCAAGCUAAGAAUAACGUUCAAGGCAUGCUUCAUCAACGGAGAGCGCUACAGCAACAUCAGCAGCAGCAGCAACAGGCAGCCAUGAUGCAGCAGCAGCAGCAGCAGCAGCAGAUGCAAGGAAUGGGUGGCAUGAUGGGUCAAGGCCACCACAUGUAG